Molecule: messenger RNA, 2710 nt
Organism: Hemicordylus capensis (graceful crag lizard)
Lineage: Eukaryota; Metazoa; Chordata; Lepidosauria; Squamata; Cordylidae
Gene: ANKS4B
Product: ankyrin repeat and sterile alpha motif domain containing 4B
Exons: 3
Coding region: 1-1251 (416 amino acids)
Biological process (GO): brush border assembly
Molecular function (GO): protein binding
Source: RefSeq, a predicted model, not a curated record
AUGAAGCCCAAGCAGGGAGGCUGCUGCUGCGGCGGCGGCGGCCCCUCCCGGCGUCGUCCUCGCGAGGCGCUUCCGCCCAGCUGCGGGAGGGAAGGAGCCAGCCCGCCGCGGUCAAGCAGCCCGCCAAUUUUUGGUGCCGCCUCCUGUCACCCCGCCAGCCAAUCAGCGAGAGGUGACCCAGAUAAAUGUGACAUUUGGGGCAACACUCCUCUUCACCAUGCAGCCUCCAACGGCCACUUAAAUUGCGUCUCAUUCUUAAUCAACUUUGGGGCCAACGUCUUCGCCCUCGACAACGACAUGCGUUCUCCUCUGGAUGCCGCAGCCAGCAGGAAUCAAUAUGAAUGUGUCAGGAUCCUUGACAAUGCAGCGACUGAGCAGACCCUCAAGAAUCCCAAAAGAGCCUCCAAGCUGAAAGCCCAGGCUGAGCGCAACGUGGAGAGACAAAUCCGAGAAUGUGAGAGACGCCAAGAGAAACAUGAACUUCAGAUGAAUAGAAAUUACAGCAAAGAAUCCAUGAAUUCAGUGAGGGGAACGGCCACCAGGACAAAAAUAUCUAAUUUCUUUACAUCCAGCUCUUUAGGGACACUGCCCAAACAUCUGAAGGACACUUUCAGGUUGAGGACCAAAAAGAGAGAGGAAGGUCCGGAUGACCCAGAAGCAGGGAAUAAUGGUCAAGAGAGUAUGCCUGUUGGACGGACGGCUGUGAUGGAAGUCUUCAACGAAAACGACGAGGAAGAACUCACCAAUGACUUUAAAAGAAAAAACAGUCUUUCUGAAGAGGACGACCAGCUAGGGCCGAAGUCCAUUUUUAACCGCCCUGGUCUUGGGAAUAUUGUAUUUAGGAACAAAUUGUCCACAGGCAUCAAUGCUGCUCUACUGUCACCCGAGAAGGAAGACGCCAGCUUCAAGAUAGCCAGUGAAUUGUUCCAGAUUAAACUGGCUGAGGCUGCGGGCAACCCAGACUUAGAAACGGAUCCCGAGGAAUCUUGGAUUGAACAGGACAUUGGGUGGGAUGACGGGAAAGUAGAGACGACCCCCCUGGAGGUGUUUCUGGCAUCUCAGAACCUCAGUGAACUCCUUCCCAUCCUGAUGAGAGAAAAUAUCGAUUUGGAAGCCCUCAUGCUGUGUUCUGAUGAAGAUCUCCGGAGCAUACAGAUGCAGCUGGGUCCGAGGAAGAAAAUCCUCCAUGCAGUAGACAGAAGAAAGCAAGCACUCUCAAGGCCAGGAAAGACUGGAGAUACCCAGCUGUAAGUCCUACAGGUGCCCGAUCACAAUAAUUGGUGCUGAGGCCUGGCCUAGGCACGCUGCAGAAUGAAGCCGUGGAACCGACCCUUACCACUUCAGGCUGCAGGUGGGGAAAUCACACUCCUCCUGACUCCUCCUCUCUGUGAAAAACUCCUUGUAAAGAGAAACCCAGCACAGUAGGCAAAGGGCUGGACCAGAAUUUUUCUCCCCAGUGGGAGGGCUUCUGGUGGGUAGGAGUUCUUUUUCUUUUCACCUAAGAGCAUACAGAGUUGUCUGAUGCGGAGUCUGUCUGUUGGUCCAUCUAGUUAGCUCAAGGUUGUAUUGACUGUCAUGGGAGGAGAGCGUGACUGGCAGUCCCGAGCAUGAAUCCUCCCCUUUGCUAAGCAGGGUCUACCCUGGUUUGAAUUUGGAUGGCUGACUACACAUAAGUUCUGUCUGCUGCAAGAUAUGCCCCUUUAGGGGGUGGCAUGGUUUACUCCCUGGCAGCAUCUCCAGACAGGGCUGGGAGAGACUCCUGCCUGAAACUUUGGAGAGCUGCUGCCAGUCAGGGUAGACAAUACUGAGCUAGAUGGACCAGUGGCUUGACUUGGUAGAAGGCAGCUUGCUGUGUUCCCUUGCAGCAGCUCUCCCCUCUUUUCCCCCCGAAGCCCCUUUUCUGCCCCAAAUCUGCCCCAGACAGAGGUCUUUCCCCCAACCCUAAUUUGGAGAUGCCAAGGAUUCAACCUGAGGCCUUUUGCAUGCAAAGCAGAUGCUCUUCCACUGAGUUAUGGCCCCACCUCAACCAGCCCCUUCUGGGGCGGAACGGGUUGAAUUAGGAUCCUCCCCCUGCUGGCUGCCUGUAGUGGCACAGUCCUUUCUAGCCCAGCUGACCUGGCCUCUGUUGCCCAUGCCUUUGUUGCUUAAAGGUUGGAUUAUCGCAAUGCACUCUAUAAAGGGGUGCCCUUGAAAAGCAUUUGGAAAUGACCGGAGGUACAGAGUGUGUCUGCCAGACUGAUAUCGGGAGCUAGCCACAGCCUGCAUAUUGCACUGACUUUUAGACACUGCUUCAAGCAAUCUGAUGCCAGAUACAGUUCCAGCUACUACCUGCUACCUCGAAAGCCCUCAACAACGUGGAGCUCAAACACCCUAAGGACUGCCUGCUUCUGGCUGAAUCUACCCACCUAAUGAGGCCAGCUGGAGGACUCUGCUCUGUGUGCCGACAUCAGCGGGGCCUUCUCAGUGGUUGCCUCCAGGCUGCGAAACUUACUCUCAGAUUUGACCCAUGUGGCUCCCUGGCUCCCAGUCUUCUGGAGGUGACUGAAGGCUGCCCUUUCUGUGAGUAGCUGCCCUUUGCCUUCCUUUCACCUGGUGUCUCUUGUUUUUUAGUUGCAUUUUUAAUGAUAGUUGCUUGAAGGCCCUAGGGUCCCAGGACAAACAGUGGCAUACACAUGUGAGCAAGCAAGGAAAUAAAUAAGUAAAUGAGCGA